This is a messenger RNA of Salvelinus sp. IW2-2015, 2718 nucleotides long. The record is from RefSeq and is a predicted model, not a curated record. Lineage: Eukaryota; Metazoa; Chordata; Actinopteri; Salmoniformes; Salmonidae.
GCUGUACAAUCCUUGGCAGUGUUCUGAGACUGUACAGCUGCCAACUGCUUCUGAAGGACAACUUGUUCAUUUUCUCAAUUUGACUUUCAACAUGUUUCACUGUGUGCGUCUUAUGUUGCUUUAAAAUUGUUGAGAAAGUGGACUGGAGUCGGGACUUUUGGGGAAAUUCCAUUUGUUACUAAACUUUGCAAAAGAAAACAUGACUGCCGAUAAGGACAAGAAAAGGAACAGUUCGGAGCGGCGUAAGGAGAGGUCUCGUGAUGCGGCACGCUGUCGUCGUAGUAAGGAGACGGAGGUGUUUUACGAGCUGGCCAAUCAGCUGCCCCUCCCAGACAGCGUCAGCUCCCACCUGGACAAAGCCUCCAUCAUGAGACUGGCCAUCAGCUUCCUGCGCACCCGCAAGGUCAUCGGUUCAGCCUGCCCCAACAGUGCAGAGUCAGAGGAGGACAGACAGAUGGACUGUAUGUAUUUGAAGUCACUGGAGGGGUUCGUCACUGUGGUUACAUCGGAUGGCGACAUGAUCUUCCUCUCAGAAAACGUCAACAAGUUAAUGGGCUUAACACAGGUGGAGUUGAACGGACAAAGCAUCUUUGACUUCACCCACCCCUGCGACCACGACGAGAUUCGCGAGAACCUCAGUCUGAAAACCGGCACUGGGACAAAGGGGAAAGCCUUCAGCACUGAGAGAGACUUCUUCAUGCGGAUGAAGUGCACAGUGACAAACCGAGGACGCACUGUCAACCUGAAAUCAGCCAGCUGGAAGGUUCUGCACUGCACGGGCCACCUCAAGGUGUACAACAGCUGCGCCCCUCAUGGGCUGUGUGGGUUCAAGGAGCCUCCUCUCACCUGCCUGCUGAUGAUGUGUGAGCCCAUCCCCCACCCCUCCAACAUUGACACACCCCUGGACAGCAAGACCUUCCUGAGCCGCCACAGCAUGGACAUGAAGUUCACCUACUGUGACAACAGUGUGCAGUAAAGGCCAGGCAGUGAGUGGACAGUAUCGUAUGCUGGCCAAACAUGGAGGCUACGUGUGGGUGGAGACUCAGGGCACAGUCAUCUACAACAGCCGGAAUUCCCAGCCGCAGUGCAUUGUCUGUGUCAACUAUGUCCUCAGUGACGUGGAGAACAAGUCCAUGAUCUUCUCCAUGGACCAGACUGAGUCCCUGUUCAAGCCACACAACAUGAAGAGCUUCUUCAGCCAGAGUGGUGCUGCGGUGGCCGCAGAGCCCAGGGAGAUCCUGUUCACCAAACUGAAAGAGGAGCCAGAGGACCUUGCUCAACUGGCCCCCACACCUGGAGAUGCCAUCAUCACCCUUGACUUUGGAAGGCCACCAUUUGAGGAGCCUCAUCCUCCUCUACACCCCAAGAUGUCUCCCAUGCCCCCCCCGGCCCCUCAGGGCUUGGGUAGUGAUCCCCACAAACCCUGCCCAGCAGGAGACAUGUCCAAACAAAUGGCUGCCACUUUCUCAGUACCCCAGAACCCCACACCGGGCAGCGCCACCCCCAGCACUGCCCCCCCUAGCCUGAGCAGUUAUUCCACGCCCAGCAGCCCAGGGGAUUACUGCAAUGAGAGAGAGAGUGACCUGAAGGUAGAGCUGACUGAGAAGCUCUUUGCUCUCGACACAGAGGGGCCCAAGAGCCCUGGGAGCACCCAGUCGGCCCUGAGUGAUCUGGACCUGGAGACCCUGGCGCCCUACAUCCCCAUGGACGGAGAGGACUUCCAGCUCCAUCCCAUCAUUCCUGAGGAGGUGCCUGGAGGCCCAGAGGGGGCCACUGGCCCAAUGGGCCACCUCACCACACAGAAUAGCUUCAGCAACAUCGCCAGCCUCUUCCAAAACCUGAGAUCCCCACAGUCUGACCACUACCAGCCCGCCAAGUGGGCCCCAGGAGACAAGAGAGGCCCCAACCACAGCCAAAUGAGCCCCAUGGACUCCAGGCCUACUCUGCCAUACACAGGCCCCACACAGAUCCCCCCCUACCACGCCCCAGCCAGCACACGUCUGUCCUCCAUGGGUGGACAUCAGAACCUGCAAUGGCCCCCAGAUCCUCCGUUAAACUGUCUACUACAGGUGAACUCCAUGGGCAGAAGCCACUCAUGUCAGAACAUGCCAGUCAACAUGAUGCACAAGCAGAGGUCAAUGGAGAACUUUGUCCAGGCCUACAGAGACAUGAGUCCCACCAGAAUCGCCAUAGCCAACAACGUCAAGCGCUCCUUCACACAAAUGGCAGUGGGUGACUCCACCCUCAGUACGCCUUCAAAGAUGAUGAGGAAAGAAAGCUAUGCCAUCAUGGACAGAUCUCUCAGCACCAGCUCACUGGAAGUUAAAGGUAUGUGCAUACCUGGGGGUGUUGACAAGUGUCUCAGUCCCCUUCAGCAGCACAGGAAGUCCCAGUAUCCAGGAUGUGUAAAUGGUACAUCCAGAAAAUCCUUCCCCAAACAGUGUUGCAACUACAAAGAAUACCGUAUGCUGCCCUCCUCCAAAACAGAGGGGGUUGCCAGUCGGCUGUUGGGCCCAUCCAUUGAGACCUAUUGUCUGCCAGAGCUCACCCGCUACGACUGUGAGGUCAACGUCCCUCUCCAAGGCAACCUGCACCUGCUGCAGGGCAGUGACCUGCUGAGGGCCCUGGACCAGGCCACCUAGACCCAGCCCUACACCCCCUACUCCCCUACCGUACCCUGGACCAGGCCACCUAGACCCAGCCCUACACCCCCUUACC